GUGGGCUUUAGAAGAAUUAAUGUUGACUCAAUUUUGAUGAAAGGCCCAUGAAUACAGCCCGUCUUGAACCCAAGUUAAUGCCCGUCUUGAACCCAAUUUUAUCAAUUCAAAAUCAAACCAAACCAAGUCGACGACCUUAGAACACAAGGACCAAAUCAGAGAUGCCCAAUGCCAACCCUGACCGACAGGGGUCCCACCCACGUGGGAAUUCGUUUCCUACUUUCCUUCAUUACUUAACGGAACCGUCUCUAUCCGUCACGGUCCAUCACGGUCCGUCAGACCGCCCUCCCACUCUCUCCUCAGCGUCUCUCCCUCCUCCCCUAACGUCUUCCGUUCGAACCGUUCCCCUUUCCCCCAACCCUAACCCUAACCCUAACGCCCCCCCAUGGCCUCUUCCGUUGACGACGAUUUCUCUCUCCUCGACGACCACCAAACCAACCCAAACCACCACCACGUCCUCCACCAUCACCACCACCCUUCUUACGCGCCGAUCCACGCGCCUCCUCCAGACAACCACGAUGCUGAUGAUGACUCCGAUUCCGCCUUCCGCGGCGCCAACUUCGACAACAACAACAAUAACGUUACGUCUUCUGACGUUCCGAUCGAGAAGAGGAGAGAUCAAGAGGAGAUAAAUGAUGGCGUUUUGAAGAGACCGAAGCAAUCGACGACGGAGUAUAGAAAAGACAGAGAAGAAUGGAGCGACGCCGCUAUCGGGUGUUUAUUGGAAGCGUAUAUGGAGAAGCUGACGCAGCUGAACAGAGGGAAUCUGAGAGGGAGAGAUUGGGAGGACGUGGCGGCGGCGGUUAGCGAGCGAUGCGAGAAGCAGAGCAAGAGCGUGGAGCAGUGCAAGAACAAGGUUGAUAAUCUGAAGAAGAGGUAUAAGCUGGAGAGGCAUAGGAUGAGUGAUGGCGGCGUCACGGUGAGCCAUUGGCCUUGGUUUAAGAAAAUGGAGGAGAUUGUUGGGAAUUCGCUGCCCGUCAAGGCGGCGCCUGAUGAAGAUAAGGCCGGAGCUUCUCCAGGAACUGCCGUUAGACAAUCCAAAAGCAGAUAUGCUUCAGCUACGCCAAGUUCUGCAGGUCAGAUAAUUAGCAUGAAGUCCAAAAGUCCUAAAUGGCGAAGAGUGGUAUUUAAAAUUAGUGGGGCUGCUCUUGCUUGCACUGGUCCUCACAAUAUUGACCCUAAGGUGGCAAUGCUGAUUGCUAGGGAAGUUGCAAUUGCAUGUCGCCUUGGUGUAGAGGUAGCAAUAGUUGUUGGAGGUCGCAAUUUCUUUUGCGGAGACACAUGGGUUUCAGCAACUGGUUUAGAUAGAAGUACUGCAUAUCAAAUUGGCAUGAUGGCAUCUGUGAUGAAUUCUAUAUUGCUGCAAUCAUCAUUGGAGAAAAUGGGUGUUCAGACCCGUGUGCAAACUGCAUUUUCAGUGCAAGAGGUUGCAGAACCAUACAGUCGGCAACGGGCCAUCCGUCAUCUUGAAAAAGGUAGAGUUGUAAUAUUUGGUGGCAUUGGUGCUGGCACUGGGAAUCCGCUCUUUUCUACUGACACAGCUGCAGCACUUCGAGCUUCAGAAAUUCAUGCUGAGGCAGUUCUUAAAGGGACGAAUGUUGAUGGUGUUUAUGACUGCCACUCCCAGGACAACAAUGCUACAUUUGAGCACAUCUCCUUUAGAGAGUUAGUCUCUAGAGGUGCUACAGCCAUGGACAUGAUGGCGUUAACCUUCUGUGAAGAGAAUGGCAUUCCUGUUGUGGUCUUUAAUCUUCUUCAGCCUGGAAACAUCUCAAAAGCAUUAUGUGGAGACCAAGUUGGUACACUGAUUGAUCAAACUGGAAGGAUAAGCUGAUCUAGAACCACUUGUCAGAUGCAUAUUUAGUUGUGACCAUGGAUAUUGAGUCAGAUUACUGUUAAUAUAAUUUAGUAACAACAAGUGUUCAUGUAAAAAUCCUGCUGCCGUGUUUCUACAACUGAGGUGUGGGUGGAUUCUUGAUUUGAAGAUGCUGCUGCUGUAACAUUUGGAGGCCAGGUUUUAACCUGCGAUGCCAAUAACUAAUUAUUCUCACAGCUAAUUUCUUCAUUGACAAUUUGUAUUCUCUUAUGGUACCAAUAUCCAUUUUAUUUAAAAGUAUUAGAAAUUGUAUCAACUUAUUGAAAGCAUCAGAUGUGGGAGAUAGUUGCUGCAAUGUACGAUUAGUGAUUUACAAGAAUACAAGUGAUACUCUUAGAUUAGGAUUAGAAGUGGUAAGUUGUCACAAGCUGAAACUUAUUAAUGGCAACAUUUACCAGGAACUUUAUUAUUUGCAAAUUUUAGGUUCUCUCAAAUUGCAUACAAUUUGUACCAUUGUUUGUCUUGAGAUUGCAAUUAAUAGAAGGGUGAGAACCAUGAAAACAUCUAUCUGAGCUGUACUUUUGAA
Molecule: messenger RNA, 2402 nt
Organism: Theobroma umbraticum
Lineage: Eukaryota; Viridiplantae; Streptophyta; Magnoliopsida; Malvales; Malvaceae
Source: RefSeq, a predicted model, not a curated record